Molecule: messenger RNA, 907 nt
Organism: Serinus canaria (Common canary)
Lineage: Eukaryota; Metazoa; Chordata; Aves; Passeriformes; Fringillidae
Gene: SPINT4
Product: serine peptidase inhibitor, Kunitz type 4
Exons: 3
Coding region: 65-541 (158 amino acids)
Biological process (GO): negative regulation of peptidase activity
Cellular component (GO): extracellular region
Molecular function (GO): serine-type endopeptidase inhibitor activity
Source: RefSeq, a predicted model, not a curated record
CCUCUUGCAUGCCUUAAAUCCCAGCCCACCACACCCGGGGCCAGACUCAGCCAUCCAGGGCACCAUGGAGCUGCCACCUGGCUGUCUUCUCCUCCUUGCUGCCCUGCUCCCCCUAGCCAGGCGGUCCAGCACGGCCCCACACACAAUGGGACGAGAGGAGAUGGCAGCCUCCUGGCCAAUGUGUCCUGCAGCAAAGCCUGGGUACUGCUACCACAUCGCAGAGGUGGAGGACCUGCUGGACAAGGACUGUGGCUCCUGCCACAUGGGUGCCUCCUGUUCACGCUGCACCAGUGAUGCUGACUGCCACGGAGUCACCAAGUGCUGUCCCAGCAAGUGUGGCUACACAUGCCAGGAGCCAGUGCUGGACUUCUGCUACCUGCCCUCAGUCUGUGGGAACUGCAAGGCUCUCUUCCGCCGCUUCUUCUUCAAUGCCUCCAGCCAGCAGUGUGAGGAGUUCAUCUACGGCGGCUGUGGCGGCAACAGGAACAACUUUGAGACCAAGGGCGAGUGCUUCCAGGCCUGUUCCCACGUCAGUAACUAGCAGUGUGCUGAGGGCCAUGGGCCACAGAGGGCAGCUGCUCCUGGCCCCUCUCCUGAUGCCCCAGCUUUCAGUUCCAGGUGCCUGGCAGUGCUGGCCUCGGAAGUGGUGGCUUCUAUAUGGCUCCUGCCUGGGGGAAGCUGCUGCUGGUGGCCAUAUCCAUGACCCUACAGGGAGACCAUGGGGCUGUGGGCAAUGAGGGCAGUGGGCCUGGGUGGCCAUUCUGGGGGCUGUGGCUUGACUGGGAGCCUUGCUCGCCUAAGGACACAUGCCCAUGCCAGCAUGGAUGGCCCCUCCUAAGCCUGGUGCCUGAGCCAAGGAGCCUGUCCCUCCCCUUGGACUGUGACAAUACAAGGACGGGUCCCUGGA